Molecule: messenger RNA, 1953 nt
Organism: Syzygium oleosum
Lineage: Eukaryota; Viridiplantae; Streptophyta; Magnoliopsida; Myrtales; Myrtaceae
Product: silicon efflux transporter LSI2-like
Exons: 4
Coding region: 286-1746 (486 amino acids)
Biological process (GO): transmembrane transport
Cellular component (GO): membrane
Source: RefSeq, a predicted model, not a curated record
CGUCGAAAUUGCUUGGACAUGUCGGGUCCAUGUCUCCAUGGAAUUUUCUUCUAAAGUUUUCAUUGCGCUGAUAAACCCAAUUUUGCUGAAGGCCUUACUGUGAUUUGGGACUUGAUAAAGAUCAAAGGGCUGCGAAAGUUAACAGCUUCACCGGGGGCGAUGUUCAUAUAGCUUUUUAUGUAUUGGAUCCUGGUAUCCUGUCAGGAUGACUCUGGUGAAGUUAUAGCAAUUGACAUCCUCACCAACUGAAGUUCCGAUUUCGGGAAACUUGUGAAUCUUCCGAAAAUGGCACUUGCUUCUACCGAAAAAGUGAUUCUCGGGUCCAUUGCCUUUUCAAUAUUCUGGGUAUUGGCCGUUUUCCCGUCCGUGCCAUUCCUACCUGUAGGAAGAACUGCAGGGUCGCUCCUUGGAGCGAUGCUUAUGGUGAUUUUCCGGGUCGUAACACCCGAUCAAGCUUACACCGCGAUUGACCUCCCAAUCCUCGGCCUUCUCUUUGGGACGAUGGUGGUUAGCGUCUAUCUGGAAAAGGCCGAUAUGUUCAAGCAUCUGGGUAAGUUGCUCUCCUGGAAAAGCAAAGGAGCACAUGACUUGCUUCUUCGGAUUUGCUUGAUCUCUGCCAUUUCAAGUGCUCUCUUCACAAAUGAUACGUCUUGUGUCGUUCUGACUGAGUUUGUGCUCAAAAUAGCUACGCAACACAAUCUUCCGCCGGAUCCAUUUUUACUUGCCCUCGCCACGAGUGCCAAUAUUGGGUCUUCGGCCACUCUCAUUGGGAAUCCUCAAAAUUUAGUUAUAGCUGCUCAGAGUAAGAUCUCAUUUGGGAGUUUUCUUGUCGGAAUUCUUCCUGCAAUGGUGAUCGGGAUUCUUGUCAAUGCACUGAUGCUUCUAUGCAUGUACUGGAAGCUACUGUCCAUCCAAAAGGACAAAGAAGAUGCAGCUUCUGAAGGAGUGGACGAGGAAGACAUGAGUUCUCAUCCGUUGUUGGCCGCCACAAUGUCGCACUGCAUAUCCCUAAACUUGCAAGAACGGAACUCUAAUUUUGAGCCAAUGGACAUACAGAGCCCUCCUGCAACCGUGAAUGGGGAUGCAAAUCAUGUCGAGUCGCUUAGAAACCGGUUGACUUCGAAUGAGACCUCUAGAUAUAAGAGGAUUUUGUGGAAAUCCUGUGUUUACCUUAUCACCAUCGGUAUGCUGAUCUCUUUGUUGAUGGGUCUGAAUAUGUCUUGGACAGCAAUUACCGCCGCCCUGGCCCUCGUAGUUCUUGACUUUAAAGAUGCUCGGCCUUGCCUAGAGAAGGUCUCCUACUCUCUGUUGAUAUUCUUCUGCGGAAUGUUCAUCACGGUCAACGGAUUCAACGGAACUGAAAUUCCGAGCACUCUCUCGGAUUGGAUGGAGCCACAUGCCAAAGUCAAUCGCGCUAGCGGGAUAGCUGUUCUUGCUGUUGUCAUUUUGGUGUUCUCGAACAUCGCUUCGAAUGUGCCAACUGUUCUCUUGCUCGGAGGCCCGGUGGCUGCGUCGGCAGCUGCUAUUUCUGCCGCGGAAGAGAAGAAGUCGUGGCUCAUAUUAGCUUGGGUGAGCAGCGUCGCAGGGAAUCUCUCGCUGCUCGGAUCGGCGGCCAACUUGAUUGUGUGCGAGCAGGCUCGCUGUGACCCGGAUCGCGGCUAUACUCUAUCCUUCUGGAACCACUUGAAGUUUGGAGUCCCUUCCACCAUUAUUGUAACUGCUAUAGGUUUGAUACUGAUAAGUUGACAAGUAACUAAUAGCAUCUCUUGUGAAUUCUUAAUAGUACUUUUAAUUGAGGCAAUCUCCUGCUGAAUUCGCUAUAAGAUUCUUAUCUAGCCCAAUCAUUAUUCCUGCAAGCAAAGGCCAAUUUCGGCUACAAUUUGAUUGGAUGCGUUCAAGAUUGAAAACGUUGAAUCUAUUAUGAAGUUGUCAAUUUCAUGGUUGUCGAUAGAC